UUGCAGGAUCCACGAUUUGAGAAUGAAAGCAUUGCCGGUCCUGCUAUACCCUACUCACGAGAUUACAAGAGAAAGGUGGAAUACUUACAUUCGAAAUUGCCACGAGCUGGUUCAAAUGGUAAAUGUGAUAUGAUAGUGCACAGAGAAACACUAUUCGAGGAUUCUUAUCGACAUAUCAUGGAAAAGACUCCUGCCGAGCUACGACAUAAAUUAUGGAUUGAGUUCUUUGGAGAAACUGGACUUGAUUAUGGUGGAGUGACUCGUGAAUGGUUUUUCCUGCUAUCGCAUGAAAUCUUCAAUCCGUACUACGGUCUUUUUGAAUACUCAGCGACAGAUAAUUACACUUUACAAAUUAAUCCGCAUUCUGCUGCCUGCAACCCAGAGCAUCUUUCAUACUUUUAUUUCAUUGGCAAAGUAAUGGGCAUGGCUAUCUAUCACGGGAAAUUAUUAGACGCUUUCUUCAUUCGUCCUUUUUAUAAAAUGAUGCUUGGAAAGAAAAUUACAUUGUUUGAUAUGGAAUCAGUGGAUAAUGCCUAUUAUAACUCUUUAAUAUACAUAAAGGAUAACGAUCCAGAAGAUCUCGACCUGACAUUUGCCGUUGACGAUUGCGUGUUUGGAGAGGCUGGUGCAAUUUAUGAUCUAACUCACACCACUGAAUUGAUUGAAAAUGGACGUGAAGUCCGAGUUACUGAGUCAAAUAAGGAGGAGUACAUAGAAGCAGUAGUAAACUGGCGUUUUGUCAAGCGUGUCGAGAAACAGAUGGAGCAGAUUUUGAGAGGGUUACAUGAGGUGGUCCCAUCAAAUUUACUUAGAAUAUUUGAUGCAAAUGAAAUGGAACUGCUCAUGUGUGGACUGCAAAAGAUUGAUGUGAAGGAUUGGAAAGCGCAUACAGUAUAUAAGGGUGGAUAUGGACCAAGUAGUCAGGUGAUCCACAAUUUUUGGAAGUGCAUUUUAUCGUUUGAUAACGAAAUGCGAGCACGAGUGCUGCAGUUUGUUUCGGGAACGUCUCGGGUACCAAUGAAUGGAUUCCGAGAGUUGUACGGUAAAUUGUUUGAAAUUGUUUUAUCACUUCAAUUAAACUAUGCUUCUCAACAUCAAAACACCUUAUAAUA
This is a messenger RNA of Strongylus vulgaris, 1112 nucleotides long. The record is from the annotation of a GenBank genome assembly. NCBI's taxonomy places the organism in Eukaryota, Metazoa, Nematoda, Chromadorea, Rhabditida, Strongylidae.